Molecule: messenger RNA, 5824 nt
Organism: Marmota monax (woodchuck)
Lineage: Eukaryota; Metazoa; Chordata; Mammalia; Rodentia; Sciuridae
Gene: Efcab8
Product: EF-hand calcium binding domain 8
Exons: 27
Molecular function (GO): calcium ion binding; protein binding
Source: RefSeq, a predicted model, not a curated record
AUGAUGCCAGUCAGCCACACAUGGUCCUUCAAAACUGGAGUUAAAGUGACUGUGAUUCCUUGUCUUAGGUUAACAUCACAGUCUUCUGAGAACUUCGAAGAAAGCCCUCAACCUCAAAAGCCAUCUAGCCCAGGUGAAUUCCAGGACAAGGAGGCUCCCACACCCAAGAUAUCAUCCAUCACAUGUGGCCAGAUGCCUGAACAUAGGACUCCGCUGUUUUCUGAGCUACACCUGGCCAAGUUAGAGAGAAUGUUUGCGGAGAACAUUGAUUCAAAUGGAGUCCUGGAUCUGGGAGUUUUCAUUAAGACCAUGAAGAAGGUUCUGCAGAAUGUGUCAGAUGAGAUGCUGGAGACCCUGUUUUUGAAGGCGGACUCAAAUUGUAAUGGCUUCAUCACCUGGGAGAAAUAUAUGGAUUACAUGAUGCAUGAGUUCCAGGGGCUGGAGUUGAUGAGGAAGAGCCAGUACCGCCUGCUGUUCCAGCUCCCUAUGAGGAUCAUCCCCCUGAAUCAUGGGUGUGAGAUUGUGAAAGUGGAGUUUUUCAUCCAACGAUUCAAGAAGAUUGGGUGUUUCCUGACUAUCACCAAAGAUGGGAUCCUGCAGUUCUGGUCUGAGUCUUUCUCACUGAUUAACUCCUUUAUGCUUAGCCAGUUCCUGCAGCUCCACAGCCAGCAGAUGUGGGUCACAGACAUGGUGUGCCUGCCCAACCUGAACCUCAUUGCAGUUUCAUCUACCAAACUGAAGAUAGAGUUCUUUGAUAUUAGUGACCAUAAAUGUGUCCGGACCUUCACCUUUAUUGAUCUGGACUGCUGUGUCUUGGCCAUGAACUACUGGUCUGACUAUCACAGAGGUGUGUUCUGCUAUGGGGACACCAAGGGCAAUGUUAUUGUCUUCAUCUCUGACAGUGUGACCACCGGACUGUUCAACCCCCACAUCCUCCCCAGACUCUCCAAAUGGGAUCACUGGAUCAAGGUUUCCAUGCCAAAACUCUUAACUGAGAAGUCUGCUGUAUACAGAAGUUACCAGCUGAGGGCUCUCCAUCCCAACUGGUGUCAGAAGGUCAAGUUCAUUUCCGAUCUGAACCUCGUGGUCUCCUGUUCGGCCGUUGAGAAGUCCUCUCUGGUGCUGACAGUGUUGCCAGCCAAAGACCUUGAGAAACCCAGGUUCACAGUGCUGAGUUUAAGAAAAGGAGUUCUUUGCUUUGAUUACUGCUCAGACAGGAACUUCCUGGCGACUGGUGGCUAUGACUCCCACAUCUACCUGUGGAACCCCUUAUUCUCCAAAAAGCCUGUGUGGGUGAUGAAGGGACAUCAGACCUCCGUGAUGCACCUCCUCAUAAACAGCAAGAAUAGCAGCAUCCUCAUCAGCAUCUCCAGGGACAAGAACAUCCGCGUGUGGGACAUGCAGGACUACAUCUGCCUGCAGUCCUUCUGCGGGAAGCUGUUUGCCCUGGGGAACUGCCCCAUCACCAGUGCCUGCUUCCACGAGACCGACAACACCCUCAUCUGCAGCACCUAUUCCAUUGGGAUCUUAAAUGGCUAUUUGGAGUGUCAGCAGCCUAUGAAAACAGGAAAGCUGUCAACUCACAGUGCAGCCGUGUGCAAUGUCCUUUACAGCAAGAUCUUUAAGCAGGUAGUGAGUGGCUGCCUGCAUGGCACCGUGUGCGUGUGGGAGCUGUUCACCGGCACAAAAAUGGUGGAUUUCUCCGUGUCUGGCACACAUUUUGUGGAGCUGACCUCCAUGGCCCUGGACGAGUCCGAGCGGUGUCUGCUCACAGGUUUGCGAGAUGGCACCAUGAAGAUGUGGAACUACAACAGCGGGGAAUGCCUCCUGACCUUUCCCAACCCAGACAAGGUGGAGAUUAGUGGACUUGUCCAUAUGAACAAAGCAUACUACAUGACGGGGUGGAGUAAGAGAAUCACCAAUUUCACGUUCCACAAGACCAAGCCGGUGCUCUUGUGCUACCACUGGCAGACCUUCCACACGGAGGAUGUCCUGAGCAUGGCCAAGUACCAGCACCAGUUCCUCGGCACCUCCUCCUACAAUGGGGACAUCCUCUUCUGGAACGUCAACACAUUGAAGCCCGUCCUGAGAUUCAAUGCAUCCUUCAGCCCCUUGCCCUUGAAACCCAAGAAGGUGCUAACUGAGGGGUGCCUGGCUGAGAGGCACUCCAACAAACCCUGCAUGAAGCAAAAGAAGUGGGUACACAAGGUGCCCCAAAAGUCCUCCAGGGUGACAACCAAUGCCAACCUGAGGCGGAAUCUGGUGUCAGCACCCCCUGUGAUGAGCCACUCAUUCUCCCCCUUGCUCCCAGGACACCAGAGAUCCUACAUUCCUGUGCCCUACAAGAUGCUUCUCAGCCUUGAUAGAUCCGGGCUGGCAAGAGACACCUUUACCAAACAGUCAAUGUACAAAGAGGCCCAAAGGAAAAAGGGGGAACUUCAGAAGAAGCUGCUGCUGCAACAGUCCAGAGCCUCUGUGGAAAAGAUCAUCUUCCUGCAGACCAGGCCUCGCCAGCCACACACAGCUGCCAUGCUGAGCAGCUGCAUCGACGGCCACAUCUACGCUUGGUCCAUCCACGGGAAUGGAGGCCUGCUGGGCAAGUUCCCUGUGGACCUUAAGGAUAAUGGGGAUGUGGUUGUGGGUGCCAUGGCCACUGAUGAAAAUGACUGGAUCCUCAUCACAGGGGAUUGUAAAGGACACAUCAAGAUCUGGGACAUUAAGGAUUACUGCAUACUUAUCCACCAGCAGCCACUGCAUACCAGUGAGAGCAAGAUCCCCAUUGAAACAGAGAACAAGUUCCGGAUCUUGAUUCCUAAACGGUUCCAAAUGAACAUCCCACACUACAUUCCCUUGAAGGAGACGGAGGUUGUGGCUGGUCAGAUCAUUUCCCUGGUUCCCCCCAAACUCCUGAAUACCUGGAGAGGCCAUUUGGAAAGCAUUGUGGACAUCCUGUACAUAGACACCUUCCAACUGGUCAUCAGCGCUGGCCAGGACCGGGACGUCAAGGCUUGGAAACUCUCCGGUGAUGCCAUUGGGACAUUUGGCCUGAAUGUUUGGAAAAGACUACAGGAUGCCAAAAUGGAUGGUAUUCAUGAACAGAGAGAAAGCGUGGAGGAAAAGUCCGACUCCAUAGGCACCCUCCUCAAGGCCUCCCACCAGGAGCUGCAGUGAGCUCUUAACAGCAGGGAUCUGGCUGAGGCGCUGGUGUACCAACGGCGGGAGCAAGAGGCGCUGAUGUUACUGUUGAGUGGCAGAGCAGAUACAGAGGCGGAGGCUUGGGCCAAGCUGCACAGGAUGGCCCCAAUGUCCCCGUGGGCUGGCGAGCACUCCCUGCAAGACAUCGAAGCCAGCUGGAGUGAGUGGGAGUCCAAGGGCAAGCAGGUGAGCAAAGUGGUGGGGGCAGCGUUUAAGCCCAAGGAACGGUUGCAGAACCCCAAAGUCCUGUUCAGUGGCGUGCAGAACACCUGGAUGAAGCGGCAGAUCUCUCCUCAGAUCUACCAGAACCUGUUCUUCAACGAGCUAACUCCUGUCCAGCCGCCCGACUCCCUGAUACACAGGGUCCUUGACCAGCAGGGCCGGCACAUCCGCUGGGUGGCGCAUGAUCUUGAGCCUCCCAGGGACCAGGUGUUUGUGGACACCACGCCCAUUGCUACCUCCUCCCACUCCUCCUCCUUGUCCCCAGCAGCCUCGACUUUCAGGCUGCUGGACUCCAGCUCCUCCCUGCGGCCUCGGUCCUCCACCUCGUGGCCCAGGUCAGCCUCCAUGACCUCCCCCUCAGCCCUGCCUGAGGGGUCCCAGUCCACCCUGCAGAGGCCAGAGAUCACCAUGGCUGUCGCCUCUUCCCUUCUGCGCCCCCCAAAGCCUCUGGAAGCCCCCGUCAUGUCCUCCCCAAGGAGGAGCUUCCAUGUCAGGUUCUGAAGUGUCCACCCCUGUCUCCAGCCCUCCAGCAAGGCACCAGCUUGUGGGGUCCCGCUGUCCCUGGCUCACACCUUGCCAGUCCUGGGGACUGUGGGCUUUUCCCCAGUGGCUCCCAUUCUGCCUCUCUGGAGAAGUCCUGUUGUCUUCUCUCUGGAUCUGCACAAAGUCUUGGAGAAGAAAAUAAAUGUUCUCAUUUGUCAGAGUCCUGCAGGUGAUGAGGCUGGGCUGGGCUCACACCCUUAGUCCCUGCUUCGAUCAGCCACACCCUGGAGAGGCCCCUGGGAAGACACAGAGAGUCCCGGCCCCAGGAUCCUGGACACAGUUGACUGGCAGGCGAUAGGUGACACCUGAGGGUGGGCCGUUGGUGGGCCCCUGGUGCUGAGGCGGGUGGGUCACACCUUGGGGGAGCUGCAUGGCCCAGAGUCUUGGUUCUGUCUCAUGGAACAUGAGGCCCAGAGCCCAUCGGGUGGUGCCAGUGGCUGUUUUUCCCCUCCUCUGCUGUCUGUCCAGCCCCCCUCACCCACAGGUACUCCAGCUACACCCCUGUGCGGGGAAACAGAUGGUACCCACCUGGCUCUGGAGCCUCCCUCUGACCCGGAAGCACCAUCUAGGCCUCUGCUGGGCCACCAGCCAUCUUGAGGCAUGUGGGGAUUUUUGGAUGCAGAAGAUAGCAUUUAGAGGUCAUGAGGCACAGGCCUGUCGGCCAGGCCGUCACCCCAAACCAACUUAUGCCCUUUUUAGCUUUGGUGACCACUGCACAGACAGAGCCCCUAGGCCCACCCUUGCCAUGGUUGUGGACCAUGCUACUCCUCCCAGGUACCCCAAGACAGCUGUCCUCAGGCUAGCAGAGCUGAGCUCGAGGGCAGUGCACUCCUGAAUUGGCUGCCCAGAGGGUGGAGAGGCCAGGGGAGCCUGUCUGAGUCCCCAGGGCAGGAGGUUCGAGGCCCCUACCUCCCGCAGAGCAGUCCCUACAGGUGUAUCUCUUACAUGCGGGGUGUAUUGAGUCCUGUGUCAAGUGUGCUUUGAGGAAGGGUUAUCAUAUCACUGGAGGGCAUCUGAGGAGGUCCUCUAGAGAGGGACCUUAACUCAAGAUGACAGGGUCCCUGACAAACAUCACAGAAAGGAAUUUCAAGACAUGUCAGAGAGAGGCACCAACAAAUUUGUUCAGGAAAGCAAGCAGUGCACAUUUAGUGGAGGACGCGGGUCAUCUUAAGGGUGAGACAUACUUUGGAGGACUCAGGCACUUCUUUUUAAAGGAAACUGAGAGGUGGGCAUGGGAAGGUAUGGGGGGAUGACAUUAGUCUGGUGGUCACAGAUGGCUUAUGGUUGUCUGGUUGUUCCCAGAGUCCUUAGAUCGAUGUUAUCUGUUAUCUAGACAUUAUAUAACUUUGGGGAAAUAUACUGGAUUAUAGAUUUUGUAUCUCUCUUUGCCUAGUGUAUUCUAAAAAUACAGGUAUUCAUGGGCUGAUUAACUGUGCACAGGAUUUCAUAAGUGGGCAAAUUCCAGUAAGUUUAAGAUCCUGAGCGAAGAUUUGUAGAUUGCCCAGAAACUUGGGAGUGACAGGCCUGGGGAAGAACUGGCCUGGGAAGGACAGGUGGGAGGAACUUUAGCUUUUAGAUUAAAGCUAUAAUCUCCUUGUCCUUCCUCUCGUCUCCUUUCUACCCACCUUUAUUCCUUUAUCCCGCCUCACUGAGACGAAUGGAACCCACCCCUGGAGGCUGGGCAUGGUGGCACUUGUUUAUAAUCCCAGCAACUCUGGAGACUGAGGCAGGAGGAUUGAAAGUUAGAGGCUAUCCUGGGCAAUUUAUCAAGAUCCUGUUGGAAGGUUAAAAAAAUAAAAAAGCAAGGCUGGGGUUGUAACUCGGGGUAGAGCGCCCCUGGUUCAACCUACCCCUCCCACCGAAA